Acytostelium subglobosum LB1 is the source of this 873-nucleotide messenger RNA. RefSeq lists its product as hypothetical. The record is from RefSeq and is a predicted model, not a curated record. NCBI's taxonomy places the organism in Eukaryota, Evosea, Eumycetozoa, Acytosteliales, Acytosteliaceae. Gene Ontology annotation, biological process: transcription by RNA polymerase III. Gene Ontology annotation, cellular component: RNA polymerase III complex. The transcript has 5 exons. The coding region runs from base 1 to 873 and encodes 290 amino acids.
AUGUCUGUAGAGCUUGAAGAGAAGUUCUUGGAUCUAUGUACAAGAAAUCCAAAUGGUGUUUCACAAUCCAAGCUUGAAACAGAGCUCCAACAUCCCAUUGAUCAGGUGUUGUUGGUCAUCAACAAACUUGUUAAAGAGGGAAGGCUUAUAUAUAUACAGAAUGCUGAUGGAUCAUCGAUGUAUAAAGAGGUCACAAACCAAGAGGAUCAACUCAAGUUUAGAGGAUUGACAUCUGAUGAUAUGUUGGUAUAUCAAUUGAUUGAACAAUCAAAAGAUAAAGGUACAUGGACCAAAGAGCUCAGAUUACAGAGUAAUCUACAACAGACACAGAUUACAAAGAUUAUCAAGUUGUUGGAGGGCAGGAAGUUGAUCAAGGCUGUAAAGACUAUCAAUGCAGGAAGGAAGAAGGUGUACAUGGCCUUCAAUGUUGAGCCGGCCAGAGAGGUCACUGGAGGCUCACUCUACUCUGGCGAGCAGAGUAUGGAUCAUGAGUUGAUCGAGGCAAUGAAGUUGUCAAUCAGCUCGUUCAUAUCGAAUAAGGGUGCGGCCGACCUAACAGAGAUUAUGACCUACAUGAAGAAGACUGGCGAGCAGGAUCUCAACAUCGAGGACAUCCAGACCCUGGUCAACAGUCUCAUCUACGAUGGUUUGAUCGAAGAGAUGAGAGACACAAGAACAACCUCAUUGCUAGGUAGAAGAAUGGGUAUCAUUUACAAACCGACCAAGACGAUCAUUCCAGAGAAUCACUUCUGCAAGAUGCCUUGUGGUACAUGUCCUGUGUUCCAUCUCUGUCAGGACGAAGGCGAGAUCACUCCAAAGACCUGCAUCUACUUCCAACAGUGGCUUGAUCAAAGCGAUGAUUUGGACUUCUGA